Messenger RNA from Coregonus clupeaformis (lake whitefish), 1025 nucleotides. RefSeq names its product DNA damage-regulated autophagy modulator protein 1. Gene Ontology annotation, cellular component: lysosome. The record is from RefSeq and is a predicted model, not a curated record. The transcript is spliced from 7 exons. Bases 220 to 936 code for a protein of 238 amino acids. NCBI's taxonomy places the organism in Eukaryota, Metazoa, Chordata, Actinopteri, Salmoniformes, Salmonidae. Gene Ontology annotation, biological process: regulation of autophagy.
ACCACGUGACUGCAACGUAGCAGUUUACAGUAUAGGUUACAGUAAGAGAUGUCACUUUUUGGUGGACGAUUAGCCUAAUUAUACUCCUACUUCAAAUCUCAACUCUGAGGAAUAUUGGCAGAGGAUUUUACCUGUCAGUAUUCUGCAUCGUAUUUAAUCUUUAUAAUUUGUACUAAGGUCGGUCUGUCUGCGUGGUAACUUUUCCUUAUUGCUGACAAUAUGUUUUGGUUCAUGGAGGGAAUAUGCUUUUUACCAACUUUUUUGGUCAUCUGGUCAUCCAGCACGUUUAUUGUUUCCUACCUAGUUGCAUUGUUCGAGCAUGAUGUGGAUGUUAUUUUCCCCUAUAUAAGUGACACUGGGGCUAAUCCUCCAGAGAGUUGUAUCUUUGGCUUGAUGACGGUCAUCACUGCAUUUGCAGGUAUGGCCACCAUGUAUGCCAGAUACAAGUUUGUGGAGAAGCUCAAUGAGAAGGCAGGUGGUGUGCCCCCAGCACUGAACCAGGCUGCUUUCUGGAUUGGAAUGCUUUCUUGUUUGGGGAUGUGUUUUGUUGCUACUUUCCAGGAGACAACGGUUACGUCAGUUCAUGAUGCAGGUGCAUUGCUCUUCUUCUUUUCUGGUGUGCUGUACACUAUCCUCCAGUCCAUCAUAUCCUAUAAGGCCUACCCCUAUGGAUGUUCCUUGGCCUUGUGUCAUACGCGCACCGGAAUUGCAACCAUCGCCUUCCUGGCAGUUUCCCCCACUGUUAUCUGUGCUGUCUUUGUGACACAAACCACACUGCAUAGAAAAACAGAAGACGAGGACUAUGUGUUCCAUCUGGUGAGUGCUGUGAGUGAGUGGAUCGUGGCCUUCAGCUUCAUCUUCUUCUUCUUUACCUAUAUCCACGACUUUAAAAAGUUUACUCUGAAGCUGAGAACAGAGUUUGUGGACUAUUCCUGAUGAAACAUUGAUUUGAACCUUUUAAUCUGAAUAUUUACAAAAUCAAAUGUAUUUUUUCUACUUUUAUAAAGCAAAUGUAUAUGAAAUUA